AUGCCCCUUUUCCACCGCAACAAAUCCCCGGCUGAGGGGUCAUCGAAGCCCUCGCGCCGAAGAGAUCAGCUUCUCGGUCUGUUCUCACGGUCUGGAUCUCCCUCGUCCUCUUCAACUGCACCCCAGGCCAAAAGCACGAAUGGUCCUGCCGUUCCUCAGGUGUCAUCCGUGUCGGGUAGUAGCCAGCAAUCCCCGAGGCCGACAUCGUCCCCUGUGAUACAGCGAAAUGAGACGCCUGACAUCCCUACAGAACUCGGGCAAGAUGAUGGACCCGUUGGCUCCAAGGAUACGCAAGAUGUUACAAGCGCUGAAACCCCUGUCUCUAAGGAUGGCUCGCUAGACCCGGCAGAGUCGACGUAUCAAAGUUCGGCGUAUCGAGCCGCUUUGUCCACGUUUAGUGCGGAUGAAAGGCAUAAGCUGGCGCAGCGAGAUACCAUAAGGAGUCUGUUCCAGCAGCUCAAUGAAUUGGACGAGGCUCACCUGGAGCAAUCGCAGUUUCGGAAAGGAGUGAAGGCAGUGACGCCGCACCUCGAGCGAGUGAAUGCUACAAUCGACUUCAUUAGCCCCUUUGUCAGCAUUGAGCCUACCGCGGGGACUGCUAUUGGGCUCGUUAAGGCUUCUAUAUCGAUUGCCGCCGCGGUAUUCGGGCACUUCAAUGAUAUUACCCAGGACAUCACAAGCUUCCUUGAUCGUAUUCCAGCCAUCGAUCGUUGCGCUGAGGUUGUCAAAGCUGAUGGACGAAUGCCCGCUAUCCACGACGCCUUGGUAAACGUAUACAAGGUCCUGCUGGAGUUCUAUUUGGCGAUCGUGACCUUGUUUGAGGACCGGCGGUUUGUCCUGCGCGCUGCAUCACAACUCCUGAACAAUGAAGUCAAGGGCAUUGUCUCAUCCUUUAAAAACCACGUCGACCUCCUUUCCAGCCUUCUUGAAGCUGAGGGCUUCGCCUCGACCCAAGAGAUCAAAGAUGAGCUCCUCGAGACCAAGAUCCGCGAAACACUCGAGCGCAACGCGAAUGGAUUGUCCUAUCGCAACGAUCUCAAAAGGCGGGCUGACGAUGCCUGCAGCUGGAUUAUAUCCGACGACUCCUUCUCCGUCUGGGUGAAUUCGCGCGAAUCGAGCCUCUUGGCCCUGUUUGGCAAUAUGGGCUUCGGGAAGACAAUGACAACAGCCUUUGUCGCAGACACCUUGGAACAGCGACAUCUCACGGUGUGUGAUUAUUACUGCAAAGACGAACAGGAGACAACGAAGCUUGGGAACAUCUACCGCAACAUCCUGGCGCAAAUCCUCAGGCAAAAGCCCAGUCUCAAACGACGCUUUGGGGACUGGUACGACAACGAGAGCACAAGGGGUACAGACCCAACGCAUUUCGACGACAAAUUGCGCAAGUUAUUGUACGAACUCAUUUCGUCAUUCUCGACGCCGCUUUUUAUCGUGUUGGAUGCGCUCGACGAGUGCGAGGCCGGUCCUCGAAAGGAGCUAUUGUCCCUGUUUGGAGAGCUGAUGAGAGAUAACGCGCGGCUGAAGGUGUUCGUAUCCUCGAGAUACAAUGACGCCGUCGAGGACGAUUUGCCAUCUAAGUUCACCACCCGGAUUGAGUUGCACCCGACCCAGGAUAGAGACCGUGCCAUCGCCGCAUAUCUUAUCGCUAACACCAAUGUUCCCGUCGCAUUUCAUUCGAGAGUCGUAGAAGAGCUCGCUUCCAGGGCCGAUGGGUCGGCCAUAUGGCUGAAGAUUGCCAUUGCGUACGUGGCGGCAUCACGCAUCAAGAGUUCCGAGGGCCUGAGGAUCGCCUUGAACCGACUCUCUUCGUCUAAAGGGCUCACCGAAUUGUACGGUAAUCUCUUCAGCAAAACCUGCGAGAUAUCGGACAACGAGGCUCUGCUGGGCAGUGCGCUGGAGAUCCUGGCUGUUGCCCGACGCCCUCUUACCGAGGAAGAGCUUGCUUAUGCCGUCUUCACCCCUGUGGACGAGGAUGCUGUGACCCUCUCUGACCUGGGCAAACUUGCUUCCAGCAUCGACCUACUCAGCCUCGUUCGUCCGUUUGUCACCGCUACGGAAGGAGAAGGCGGGAAGAGUACACGGUUACGUCUCUUGCAUCAAUCUCUCAAAGAUCUCCUCCUUACAGCUCCACCGUCGGAGUGGUGCUCUGCGAAAGAGGUGGCCACGCGAAAGAAAGGGGCACGUACUGCCGAGCUGGAGGCGAAUCUACUUCAACGUUGUAUCGAAAAUCUCCUCUUUGAGGAGUGUGGGGAGAGCAGCCUUUAUCCGGACCCCGAGAGUGAGGUCGUGUCCCCCGGGCGUCCUGAGUUGUCGCCCGAGCUUCUCGCGGGCUUCGAUAUAUUUGGCGAAGAUGAGGAAACCUCCGAUUCAAGGUCUCCUUCAGUCGUGGAUCCGUCUCAGCUCGGGUUUGGGAGCUUCUUCGCCUACGCUGCCGUCUACUGGACGAGCCAUCUUUCUGAAGUGUCACCGGAACGGCGGCCUGAUGCUAGGAAGCUGAUCGACUUAUGUCGAAAGGGAUCGGUGCGUCUAGAAAACUGGGUAGAGCAGUGGCGCCGGCCCUCAGGCUACUAUAUCCCUGAGCGCGAUUUGCCCUUUCGUUCUUUCGAAUACGUGGAGGUAUCCUCCGGCACUUUCCUCGGUGUCACACUCGCUCAUUCGGUUGACCCUCUUGUUGUCACGGCCUUAUUCGGGCCCGUGGAAUCAGUCACGGACCUACUCAGCAUUGAUGCCAGCAUUUCACCCGUUACACAAAACUCUGCAUGGACAUACGCCGGGAUCUUGCUGCGUCGGCAUUACUACUCAGCCCUCAAACUUCUCAUUCGACAUACGGCCCUCAAAUCGACGCUCUGCUCGGCCAAAUUCUUUUACGCGGUACUAGACAGAUUGAAUGACGGAGAAGAAAGCCAUACAAUAAGACCAGAACUGGAAGAAUUUAUAGAAUACCUGAUCAGCGAGCUACGCGAGGAUCUCCUGGACUUCGGUAACGGUCUCUUCUGCAGGACAGCAGAGUUAGGGUGCCUCAUAAUGAUCAGGAUGCUAUGGAGUGCGGCCGAGAAAGACGCAGAAUUACGGCAGGCUCUCCUAACGCCAACUGCGGGACACCGUGGGAGGAAAGAGAGCUAUUACCACCAUCAAUCCAUUGGCUUGGCCGCGUGCAAUGGCCAUGCCGAUGUCGUCCGCUUCCUGUGCCAGCAGCCCGAGCUUGAGCCCCACCUGCGGUACAUCAAUGGCGCAGGUCUGACCGUCUUCCACCAGGCGAUGAGGCUUCUCAACGAGGAGGUCUUGGUAACGUUGACUCGGCACUGGCCAGAAGGGGUCAACAUCCGGGAUAAGGAUGGCAGCACGCCGCUAUGCCGUUUUAUUGACGACCGUCAUCGAUCGGACGAAGACCGAGUGAUCACAUUCACUAGGAUCUUUCUGCAUCAAGGAAAGGCCGAUGCGACCGGCCGCGAUGACAUCCCGGGGGAGUCGCCGCUGUGCAUCGCCGUUCGCCGCGGUCACGUAGCGCUUAUGAGGAUCCUCGUUGUUGAGGGCGGAGCAGAUGUGGCGCAGGUCGUUACGAUUGACGAGGCAACAGGAAGACCUGCUCUCGUAAAGGAUAUCCAGACAUAUGAUGACGACGCGGAGGGGCUACGGGACCGGAUGCUGAAGGAGCUGUGUUCUUUGCUUCCACUUGCUGUAUCGGUCGAGCAUCUCAGCUAA
Molecule: messenger RNA, 3702 nt
Organism: Chaetomium strumarium
Lineage: Eukaryota; Fungi; Ascomycota; Sordariomycetes; Sordariales; Chaetomiaceae
Exons: 7
Coding region: 1-3702 (1233 amino acids)
Molecular function (GO): protein binding
Source: RefSeq, a predicted model, not a curated record